Messenger RNA from Acanthamoeba castellanii str. Neff, 1272 nucleotides. RefSeq lists its product as uncharacterized. The record is from RefSeq and is a predicted model, not a curated record. Lineage: Eukaryota; Discosea; Longamoebia; Acanthamoebidae. The transcript is spliced from 2 exons. The coding region runs from base 1 to 1272 and encodes 423 amino acids.
AUGAGCGCACCGGGAGGCGAAGAAGACUUUUCCUCGGUCAAGGACCGCUGGACGCGACGAGCGGCGAGGAACCCCUCUGCCCCGCCUCCGCAGCCUGGCCAGCCGAAGAGUGGCACCAAACCCACCAAGUCGACGUCGGCCACUGUGGCGUGGUCUCGUUUAAACCAGGGCGCCAACGGCGACCUGAUGCUCAAGCUGCCCAUAGAGCUCCUCAUCCUCAUCUGCUGCACGCCGGCUAUCAAGGCGCGCGACCUGGUGGCCCUCGAGCUGGCCUGCUCGCGGUUCCGUACGGGCGCCGCCCCGUCGCCCACCGAACAGGCCGCCCGGAUGAAGCUGGCAGCCCGUCACCCACGGCUCGAGCCCGCGCUCUACGACGAGGCCGCGCCGCUGCCGCUGGCCAGCAACUUCAAGGGCCUGCUCUACCACAUGGACGAGUGCCAGUGGCGCGUGGGUGGGUUCAGGUGCCAGGGCCGCCGCCCGCCCGCCCCGGUCCGCGGCUGGGAGGCCAACGUCGACGACAGGAACGACAUCGAGCCGGACCUGCCGCCGGUCCCGGUGCCGACCGGCUGCGGCCACUACCUGAUGUGGGAUCCGAAGCAGGGGCGCCUCAGGUGCCCGGCCGGCUGCGGGUCCCUCGUGGCGCCCACCUGCGCGUGCAAGGCCUACAUGCGCGACGAAGAGGAGGAGAAGAAGUUGGGCGACCACGGCUCGCGCUAUUCGGUGAUGACCUACGCCGGACCGGCCCCGAGCCCACUACGCGACUCCCUGGCCCAGCUGGCCGCCAAAUCGAAGGGCUCCUUCACCGGUGACGACGUGCCGGAGUGGUGGUGGGACCAGCCCCUGCGGUGCAAGACCCCCGCGAUGACCUGUAUCGCCUGCGGCUUCACCGUGGCCGAGCACGCCUGUCUGGGCCGGCCCACCAACUCCCACCACCUGCCGUUCCACCCGCCGCGCGCAUUGCUGCAGGAGGGCUUCUACGAGAGGGUGUGGUGCUCCUAUCGAUGGCAGUGCUACGGCGAGGGGGGCUGUUCCGUGAUCCACGGCGGACCCGAACGCCGCGACGGUCAGGGCCGGCCUGCCGACCCACGCUUCCGGGCUCUGCUCUGCUGCGUGUCGGGGGACGAAUGCCGCAGUAGCAGCGACAGUAAGCCACAGCCGGGCAGGGAGGGUACCGAGAUGGCGACCCUGGAGUGGCUCGACACGUUUGGGCCUCCCACCAACUACUACGACUAUCGCGCUGUGAAGCUGCCGGCAGGACCAAUAGAUGGAUGA